Messenger RNA from Alternaria atra, 2223 nucleotides. RefSeq lists its product as uncharacterized. Bases 1 to 2223 code for a protein of 740 amino acids. The record is from RefSeq and is a predicted model, not a curated record. Gene Ontology annotation, molecular function: hydrolase activity, hydrolyzing O-glycosyl compounds. Gene Ontology annotation, biological process: carbohydrate metabolic process. Lineage: Eukaryota; Fungi; Ascomycota; Dothideomycetes; Pleosporales; Pleosporaceae. The transcript has a single exon.
AUGCGGUUGUACCGCCUUCCCCUAUACGCAUGGAGUCUGUGGUCAACAGUUUCUGCCCAAACAGAAUCAUCCGGGGCGCAAAUUCAAGCAGCACUGGAAAGCCUCACGAUUACGAACGUCGACGAUGUUCGCGGUAAUCUUCAUCUACAAAGCGCAUCCGAGAAUUAUAACGUUACCUGGAUGAGCAACAAUCCAUCCGUGAUAUCUUCAGAUGGUACUGUGCAGCGACAAAGCGCCGAUACCGUGGUCAAUCUUACAGCAAUCAUCGAUCACGAAGGAGCAACUUCAAAUCGUACAUUUAGUGCCAACGUACGACAAGCGGUCGAACUCGAACCUUUCGAGGGCUAUGCAUUCACGUACUUCACAAACAAUACCUUAGCGGGUGAGAAGAUCUAUCUUGCAGCUAGCGAGGGUAACAAUGCUUUAGACUGGAGAGAGCUCAACAACGGACAGCCCAUCCUCGCAUCUACCGAAGGCACGAAGGGACUGCGUGAUCCCUUCGUAAUCCGUUCGCCUGAAGGCGAUAGAUUCUAUCUGCUCGCCACUGACUUGUCAAUUGGGUCCGGUACUUCCUGGGGAGAUGCGGUCCGUAUUGGAAGUUUGUAUCUGGAGAUUUGGGAAUCCAGCGAUCUCAAAAGAUGGUCACAACAACGACACGUCAAGGUUUCUCCCUCCACUGCUGGGAACACAUGGGCACCUGAGGCAUAUUACGAUGCUGAUCUCGGCUCGUAUGUAGUGUUUUGGGCUUCGUCGUUAUAUGAGGAGAGCGACACGAACCGCACGGGAUCGACGUACCACCGCAUGCUCUAUGUGACCACGCGAGACUUUGUUACAUUUAGCGAGCCUGAGAUCUGGCAGGACGCCAAGAUGUCGCGAAUCGAUACUACAGUCAUACAGGAGGGCGCUACAUUCCAUCGAUUUACUAAAGACGAAGGUGGUACAGGCACCAACUGCACCGACAUCAUCCAAGAGCGUUCGGACUCACUUCUUGCUCCCGUUGAAUCAUGGACUCAGGUUGCCGCAUGCAUUGGUCGCAACGCUGGCACAAGUAAUGUUGAAGGACCGACUGUAUUCAAAGCUAACCCGGGCGAUGUUCACGGCGAGAAGUACUAUCUAUUCGUGGACGAGUACACUGGACGUGGAUACAUUCCGUUAGAGACGGAAGACAUCUCCAAGCCCAACUGGAAGGUUUCCAGCUCAUACAAACUCCCGACCAGCCCACGCCACGGCACUGUAGUCCCGGUGACUGCACGAGAGCUUGCUGGUCUGACUGAGGCGACAGGCAGCCCUGUACUCCCCGGUCUAUAUGCGGAUCCAAAUAUCGCCGUUUUUGGUGAAAAUUACUAUAUUUAUGCGACAACGGACGGUUUCCCUGGCUGGGGCGGCAAUGUCUUCUAUGUGUGGCAGUCCCCUGAUCUCGUAUCUUGGACACGAUCAGUGGAGCCCUUUUUGACCCUAAAUGGCACGAACGGCAACGUACCCUGGGCCACUGGAAAUGCCUGGGCUCCGACUAUCACCGAAAGGGACAGCAAGUACUACUUCUACUUCAGCGGAAACAACCCGGAGUACGACCGCAAGACGAUUGGUGUUGCUGUUGCGGAUUCACCCGAGGGACCCUUUACUGCCCAACCAAAAGCCAUGAUCUUGAACAUUGGAGACUCUUCCAAUGGAAACAUUACCACGGGCCAAGCAAUCGACCCCGAUGUCUUUGAAGAUCCAACUACAGGCAAGUACUACAUCUUCUGGGGCAACGGAGGCUCAGACAUCACUCCCGCACUCUAUGCUGAGCUCACCGACGAUAUGCUAUCUCUGAAGAAUGGCACCACUCGUGUCAUUACAGGUCUUCCUGAGUUCCGUGAGGGUAUCUUUAUGAACUACCGCAAGGGCCUCUUCCAUCUCACAUACUCUAUCGACGACACUGGCUCAGAGAAUUACAGAGUGGGAUAUGCGACAUCUACAAGCGUGCAUGGGCCAUGGACGUAUCACGGUCUCAUACUGCAGAAAGAUGCCUCGCUUGGUAUCCUCGCGACCGGGCACAGUUCCAUCAUCAAUGUGCCGAACACUGACGACUGGUAUAUCGCCUACCACCGAUUUGCCAUUCCAAAUGGCAAUGGAACGAACAGAGAGACCACCAUUGACAGGCUGUACUUUGAUGAUCAGGGAUUGAUCAAGCCUGUUGUACCAACACUCGAAAGUGUGCCAGCACAAACGAUCAAUGCAUAG